Molecule: messenger RNA, 234 nt
Organism: Protopolystoma xenopodis
Lineage: Eukaryota; Metazoa; Platyhelminthes; Monogenea; Polystomatidea; Polystomatidae
Source: the annotation of a GenBank genome assembly
AUGUACAAAAAGUGGCUUGGUACCAUGUCUCGGUCUGUGGGCUUUGAGACUCACGCGAGAGGCCAACACGAGCCCAUCCUGGCGACUCUCUUCAUCCGGUCCACCAACCCCCAAUCCGUGGAGGCAGAAGCAAAUCUGCCCAACUGUCUGCCAAUCAAGAGGCUUCAGACACGGUGCCAUCCCAAGCUGAAGAUGUCCCAUUCUCCCAAUCGUGAUGUGGGCUCGUUGCAAUGA